Messenger RNA from Penicillium taxi, 366 nucleotides. RefSeq names its product DUF167 domain-containing protein. Lineage: Eukaryota; Fungi; Ascomycota; Eurotiomycetes; Eurotiales; Aspergillaceae. Gene Ontology annotation, cellular component: cytoplasm. The coding region runs from base 1 to 366 and encodes 121 amino acids. The transcript has 3 exons. The record is from RefSeq and is a predicted model, not a curated record.
AUGAGUCCAUCUAUGCUCCGCUUGGUGGCUAGCAAAUCUCAAAACUCACUGCGAUACAACCUCCAUGUUGCCUGCUCUGUGAAACCAAAUGUGUCUGCCAACCGGGUGGGUGUAACCGUUGAGGGAUCUGAUAGAGCCAACCUCUCCGUGGCAGUGUCGGCAGUUCCUCGAGACGGAGCAUCUAAUCGAGCUGUCAUGCAAAUGAUUGCAGAGGUUCUAAAGGUUCCCAAGUCCAGUGUUGAAGUGUUGCGUGGUGCGAAAUCUCGAGAGAAAGUAUUGUGUAUUGCAGACGUGGAUAUUGGGGACAGCGAAGAGGCCUUUCUACAGCAAACAACUCAAAGAUUAAUCGAUGCUUCCAGGAAGUAG